AUGAUGGCUCGGUCAGCCUACCCCGGGUUCUUGCCCAUGUAUGCCAUGCCACCACAAACUCUCCUAUCGCCCAUCAACGAGUGUCACCAGUGCCAGCUGUGGACCGGAUGCGAUUGCUACACUGCUGAGUUAGCAGUCCCACCGGGCACACCGGCCUCCUCGUUGGCCUCCGUACACCGGGAGGUUGAAAUCCGUGGCCGUCAGUUGUUCGACACAACAGCCCCGACUACAUCAGACUUCAUAACGACUACUUGGGCACCUCAAUGUGGAGCGUGGUCUGCGUACCAGCACUUGGACUUCCAACCACCUGAAUCUGUUGUAUACAACCCUACUCAUCCGUGGCCAAAUCCCGUUGACAAUCCUCCUACUCUAGGCCAAAACUGGCUAUACACUCCCGAUGUUGAACUUCAGGCUGAGCCGGCCCCGGAAAGAGCGACAACAAGCAAAACGACGAGGAUGGCGAACGAUCGAAAGCCGGAAUCGAUGAGUCAACCACCCAUGAAGAAGGCGCGUCUUAGAGCGAGAGCGCAAGCCUCACCGUUAAGCACGACUUUGUCCGAUGGAAACGCCAAGUGCAUUGAGAACGCCAAUGAGCGCAGGGACAGUGACCGCGAUACCUGCUCAUCAACCAGACCGGAAGAGAAAAAGACGUACCGCGUCAAAAACCGAGCCGCUGCAAAGCGAUGCCGUGAGAAGACGAAGCAACAUGAGAUGGAUCUCGCCGCUCAAGAGAAGCGGGUCACACAAGAGCGAAUGUACCUCGAUGCUUGUGUGACGGCGCUCAAGAACGAGGUCCUUGUCUUGAGAAGCCAGAUUCUCGAACAUGGAGGUUGCGACUGCGAGAUGAUUCGAGGAUAUAUCGCAAGAACAGCCAAUAAUGUCAGCAUCGGACUUCAUGGAGAAUGCCAGUUGGUGUAA
This is a messenger RNA of Colletotrichum orchidophilum, 918 nucleotides long. RefSeq lists its product as uncharacterized. Gene Ontology annotation, biological process: regulation of transcription by RNA polymerase II. Lineage: Eukaryota; Fungi; Ascomycota; Sordariomycetes; Glomerellales; Glomerellaceae. Bases 1 to 918 code for a protein of 305 amino acids. Gene Ontology annotation, molecular function: DNA-binding transcription factor activity, RNA polymerase II-specific; RNA polymerase II cis-regulatory region sequence-specific DNA binding. The record is from RefSeq and is a predicted model, not a curated record. The transcript has a single exon.